AUGUCGUCAGCAGACUCGCCAUUCAAGUUUCCUCCGGUGGUGGAUCGAGAAGAUGAUCACCAAAUGAUCGACCCUUCUACACUCCAAUUGCCAUCCUCUACACCUGGCUCAUCCACCACGUCCUGCGGUACACCUGAAUUCAGUCAGGAUAGUAACAUCACACCUCAACCCACGACGAAUCUCGAUCAUCCAGCUGGAGCGUCAGCAUUCUGGACUAAUGCAGAUACGAAAAAUGCCACUCAACCAUCGACCAAUCUACCCAUGACACCUCUUUGGUCAUACGAUCAUCUGAAUAACCCUUCUAGUACGUGUACGACCGCUCCCUCUAUCGACAACUCCAGUAGUUCGGGAGGAAUCGACUCGACACAUACCACACCAGCUUCGGCAAGUGCGAAGUUCCAAUAUCCCUUCUCGACCACUACUGCAGGAAUAAAAUCUGCAAACCCCAAUAUGUUAUUUCGAAAUCACGAUUUAGUACAAACCCCCUCAACGGCAAAUACCCAAUGGUCUGGUCCGACCAAUCCAGCUUCAGCUAUCGAUCAUGCGUUUAUGCCACCUCCACCACCUAAUACCUCUUCAUCGCAUGGUAUGCACCAUACUGCUCACAUGUCUUUAACAGGUCUAUCACCUAUGUUAGCUGGGUUCACCACUUCAAGUCCGACUUUCGACCAGAACUUGCAGAGCCACAUCUCUGGAACUGGCGCCGGGGUAGGAUCAGCUGCACCAUCACCUAUCGAUCCUCAGCUUAACCGACCUGGUGGACCCAUACGAACUUUCUCAGCCAGUGCCGCUAUUCCCCAAAAAAAUAGGAAACGAUCCAAUACCCUAAUGACAUUAGCUUCUUCCACACCAUCUUCCUCAUCUUCCGCCACACCUAACUCGUAUCCUUACCCUUCACCUAGAUUUCCCAAUUCGUUGAUAAACACCCAUCCUCAUCUGCACGUCCAUCCUUCGAGCUUAUCUCAGCCUACUCGACCGAACAGACAACCCUCUGUACCGAUCAUGACUGGCGAAUCGACGAAACGGGUUUUUCAUCCUAGUCCAGCGACGGCCAUAUCACCUGCCAUUGGAGUUGAUCUCACUCAUCUUCCUAUGGAUAACGAUGGCUAUGGAACACAUAGAAUGGGCAUGGAUAAGAAUAUGGGUAUGCCGAUGGGAUAUAACAGUAUGCCGAUAGGUAUGGGAAUGGGAAUGGGGAUGGGAAUGGGGAUGGGAAUGAGAUCGACACCUCCGAUGGAAGCUAAACCUCCGAGGUUUAAGCCUACAAAGGAACAAUUGGAAAUUCUGAUCAAAUCGUAUGAGGAAAAUAAGAAUCCCGAUGGGCCAGCUAGAGAAACUCUCGCUAAAAGAUUGGGUCCAGAUGUGAGGCCCAAGACUCUGCAAAUCUGGUUCCAAAAUAGACGAUCAAAAUCCCGAGCGAAAGAAAGAGAUGCCAAUAUGCCUAAGUCUCUACAUACUCGAGGUGGUAGUUCUUCACACGAACACCGAUCUUCAGCCUCUACCAGUAGAUCGAAAGGAGGUUCGAACAAAGGAGUAGAUAUCGACGCAUUGAGGGGUCUGAUACACGAUGACGAUCCCAACCUGAUCAUUCUUCCCAUAACUGUUCUGUCAAUUGCCAACUGGACGAGAUUUCUCAUGCCUGGUACAGGUAUAUCUCAUCCUGAUUUAGCAGCUUCCUUGCGAUCCACACCCUCCGCACAGCCUUCUUUAUACCUUUACGUUGUACAUCAGACGUAUACGUUCAGAAUCGAGAUACCGAUCAGCCCAACUUCGAUAUCGAACUUGCAAUCAGUACAGAAUCCAUCUCUGAACACUGAAGCGGUGGCGAUCAGUUUUGAGCUGUCCAUGAAUACUGCCAAGUAUGCUGCGUGGAAUGGAGAUGACUCACCAACGCAUCAAGGGGUUUGGAAUGAAGUUGGCGACUUUACUGGGGGAGAGACUAACGGUGGAGGAAGAUGUGAAUUGACAGGUGAUAAAGAAGUAUUGCUAUCGGCAUUUUUACGAGUGCAACAAUAUCUGUCUUCUCAGAUUUUCCCGAACAACAUGGGAGGCACAAAUCCAACAAGAUCAUCAUCUGGCAGCUCUUGGAAAUUUCCUUCAAUGUCGGCCUCAACUUCGUUCUCAUCCACUGCAGGAGGCGGAGUACAGACUCCACCACUUGAAUUACCCAUCUUGGGCCACUUACAAUCUACUACACAUCAUCAACAUCAGAGACAGCGAUCCUUCUCACAACCAGAUAUGAAGUCUCCCUCUUCGGGUGCAAGUGGCGAUUCAAGCUCGCUGAGCGAAUUUGAAUAUACUAGCAAAGCGAUGAACUUUGCUCAAAAUCAGAAUCAACCCCAAAUCACAUCCGGUCAGGUACCCUUACCUCUCACUAGCGCGACCAGUACAUCUACCAAUCCCAGCACAGCCACAACCACGUUCGAUCAUGUUGAUACAUUCUCAAAUCCAAAUCAACCAUUUUCGUCAACUUGGAAUUCACCCGACAUCAACUUAUCUAUGAAUACCGGCGGAGCUGGAGGAGGGUCUUUGUCAAAUUGGGGAUUCCCAAGUUCCGCUGAUACCAACUCUCUAUCAUCGACUACUCUAAAUCCAUCGGCUCUAUCUAUUGGCCCUGGUACAAUGUCUACAGCGGGUGAAGGCAAUUUCAAUCAAUUCGCCACUCUGAAUUCAGGAAUAAACAACCCUCUUUCCCAUUCGCAGAAGAAUCAAUACAUGGGUGAGAAUCAGAGUGAAGGUUCGAGCGAGAUUAAUCUGGGUACUCCACCAUUCGAAUUUGAAGAUAAGUCGCAGGCUAAGACAGUGAAUUUGGAUGAUCUAGGUGGGGGAGGGAAGAAGGGGAAGGAUAAGUUUUUGGGAGGAUUGGAAACUGGUGAACUGUAG
Messenger RNA from Kwoniella botswanensis, 2883 nucleotides. RefSeq lists its product as uncharacterized. Gene Ontology annotation, biological process: cell differentiation; regulation of transcription by RNA polymerase II. The transcript is spliced from 5 exons. The record is from RefSeq and is a predicted model, not a curated record. NCBI's taxonomy places the organism in Eukaryota, Fungi, Basidiomycota, Tremellomycetes, Tremellales, Cryptococcaceae. The coding region runs from base 1 to 2883 and encodes 960 amino acids. Gene Ontology annotation, molecular function: RNA polymerase II cis-regulatory region sequence-specific DNA binding.